This is a messenger RNA of Haliotis rufescens (red abalone), 3197 nucleotides long. RefSeq names its product heparan-alpha-glucosaminide N-acetyltransferase-like. The record is from RefSeq and is a predicted model, not a curated record. Lineage: Eukaryota; Metazoa; Mollusca; Gastropoda; Lepetellida; Haliotidae. Bases 216 to 2141 code for a protein of 641 amino acids. The transcript has 17 exons.
UGACAAACAUGCUUCCUCGCGAUGUUUCGGUAGUGUUUGCUCGUAACAUUGCUUUCUGCGUGAGAAAAUUUACUGUUGCCAGCCGAUUGUCAAUUUCCUAAAUCGCGGCCUCGUUUUCGUUGUCUCGUGCCUCGCUCGUGUCAGAGCCUCGGUCCUGUAUCAAAGUUGUCGUCUGCCUCACACCGAAGCAGACGAGUACAUCUGUGACAAGCAAAAUGAACACUUCUACAUAUAUGAGGAUACAUCCGAAGCUUUUUCAACUUGUAUUAAUUUCUCUGUUUGUUUCUGCUGCCCUGUCACAAGAGACGACUUCAGCGACGGUAACAACGACACAAAGUGGCAACUCCUCCAGAUGGGACUUCAUCCGUUACUUCAACGCCCACAGAUCCGACGAAAAACCCGACCUGACUUAUGACAAGGCGUGGUUCACCAUCAACACCAGUGUCAACUUUGACCUCCAACUAUGGGCACAGACUACACAGUGUUUGCGGUGUCCCUUGCGGCAGAUAGACACGAUCCAUGGCCCUAACACUAGCACCAUCCUCAUCGACACCAAGUGGCCCAUGAGGGUCAAGCUGGCCAGACAGCACCCCACUGACCACGUUGAGGAUAUCUGCAGCUUUGAGCUGCAUUACCGCGAGGCGGGGGACUACUGGCUGUUCCUGGACUACCAGGCCUACAUCGAAGGGACGGCCUGCGACCUGCUGCUGGCUAACGAACCCCUGCCAGCGGAAAUACCCAUACUGUUUACAGUGCUGGGUUUGCUCGGCCUGGCCGGACUGUGGGCCAUCAUUAAGUGUAUUUACAGACGCAGUAGAUCCGCUCCGUGUUUCGGGAAGAGCGCGGACAUCACAGAUCCCCGAGAACACUCAGAAGCCAAUAAUUCCGUGAACAUGGACCCCCUGAGUAAAGCCAAUGGUGAUGUAGAAAACGGAGGCCCCACGAAGGUGACCGAACUGAAGAAAAAGAAGAGACUGCGUUCCCUGGACACAUUCAGGGGCUUGUCCUUGAGCGUAAUGAUCUUCGUGAACUACGGCGGCGGUGGCUACUGGUUCUUUGAGCACCCUCCCUGGAACGGCCUGACCUUGGCUGACCUUGUCUUCCCCUGGUUCAUCUUCAUCAUGGGCACGGCUAUGAACUUCUCGUUCCGGAGCAUGUACAAGCGCGGCAAGACACGGUGUCAGAUCUUCUGGAAGAUUAUCAAGAGGUCCUGUAUUCUGUUCGGUCUGGGAAUCAUCCUGGCUACCUCGUGGGGACCCACGGACCUCACCAAGCUGCGCGUCCCCGGCGUCUUACAGAGAUUCGGCGUGACCUACCUCAUCAUCGCCCUCACGGAGCUCGUCUGUCACCGGAAAGAAGAUUCACACGCGGAUCGCAAGUGGUCGGCUAUCCGUGACAUCGUUCUGUACCUCCCUGCGUGGGUCUUCCACCUGUGUCUCCUGGCCGCGUACCUCGGCCUGACCUUCGGCCUGCCAGUACCCGGAUGUCCCACGGGAUACAUCGGCCCAGGUGGUUUGAGUGACGGAGGCAAGAACUACAACUGUACUGGUGGGGCCGCCAGGCACAUUGAUUACGUGUUGCUAGGCAACAACCAUAUAUACCAGUUCCCCACUCCACAGGAAUUAUAUGAGACACAGGUUCCAUAUGACCCGGAAGGAAUUCUAGGGGUUUUGACAUCGGUUUUCCUUUGCUUUUUGGGAGUGCAGGCUGGGCGCAUCAUCAUCACGUACCAGUCUCACACAGGCCGUAUAGUGAGGUGGCUCAUCUGGGGCGUCGUCACGGGAGCGAUUGCUGCAUUGCUUUGCAAGGGUAGUCAAAACGACGGCUGGAUUCCUAUAAACAAAAACCUAUGGUCGGUGUCAUUCGUGCUGGUGACGGCCAGUUUCGCCUUCUUCCUGCUGUCCGCCAUGUAUGUAUUCAUGGACAUUGUGCACUGGUGGGAAGGCGGGCCGUUCGUAUAUCCAGGUAUGAACUCCAUCGUGGUGUACGUGGGCCACGACCUGCUGUGGCGGCUGUUCCCCAUUAACUGGGAAAUCGAGCACAUCCACUGGAAGCUGCUGCUGCAGGACGUGUGGGGCGCCGGCAUCUGGUGCUUCAUCGCCUACCUCAUGUUCCGCAAGAAGUUCUUUGUUGCAAUUUAAAGGACUUGUCUUGGAAGAGGCACAAUCUUCAAGAAAAGUGCCUUAUCCAUGGCGAGAAAGUUGAAGAACAUUUGUUCCUGUUAAGUGACAUAAGUGUGUUCCACGUUUAUUGUUCAACGAGAUCUUUAUGUCAGUGUAACCCUCGAGGUUUGAGAAUAUGACGAAACGUAAGAACAGAGACCCUUGGAAUAGUUAGGUUUCUAAAGCAUCCUGUAUUACAGGUCACACGACCUUUGGCCAAACAAAAAACAAACAUAUCACUACAUGUUACACGCUGUCAAUCACGAGAGACGUAUCUGUUAGUUCAAAUCUUGUAACGGCUGGUAGUUAUUGGCUGGUAGUUAUUGGCUGGUAGUUAUUGGGCUGGCACCGCAAGUCGUUAGGCGUACCGAAACCCAGGGUCGGGGAUUCGAAUCCCGGUUCGCCAUGGUUACAUGUUUUCGUUUAGCAGCGCCAUAUUUCCUAAACUAGCUUUAUAAUAUAAGAGUGAAUCUUGUUUGACAUUGCCUUUUCCGUGCUGAUGGGUUUAACCAAAGCGGUAAACGGCGUCCUCCAACAUAAAGAUGACACGACUUGAUAUAACAACAACACUGUUCAAACCGGCGUCAAACCGGCCUCACUCACUCACUCACUCACACACUGGCCGUGGUGCAUUAUUUCUCUUUUCAAGCCCUACCGCUCAUUAGGAGUCAUUGUCCUGGUUACCAAACAGAAUACACAUACACAGUACAUCCUUCCAAACUUUACAUCAGAUUAUAAACCAGUUCAACAACGAGUCUUGUUGUGGUACAAAAUGUUCCCUCAACCGUGUGACUGAAGCGUCUGUUCAAUCGUGGCUGCAAGUCUGCUUCGCCGUGCUUCCCUCAUCUUCAUGUCGUCACAACCUCAUUGCGUGGUGUGAUAGUUUCGAGGUGAGGGGAAAUUGGGGUUAACGUCGCGUCCAAGAUUAUUGCACUUAUAUAGCGACGUGCAAGCACGUGUGUGUGUGUGUGUGGCUGCUUGUACUAGUCCGGACUGAUGCUAGCUCACUGAGAUACCAUGCCGCAGUUUAACAUG